AUGGAUGAUUUUGAAAUAAAUCUAUCACUUGAGAAUUAUUUAGAAGACGAAAAGGUGUUACAUAAUUUUCCUUUAAAAUUUAUAUACGUAUUAAUAUAUGCUUACAAAAAUUAUUAUUUUAACAUUUAUUUAAAACAAAAAUGUAAAAAUAAACCGAAUGAAAAUUUGAUUGAAGACCUAGUGAAUAAUAUUAAUGAGGACAAUGUCUUAGACUUAUCUUUGAAUAUAUUAAAAAAGCGGUAUAAUUAUAAAAAAAAAAAAAAACGCAUUUUAUUUGAUACCUCUGAAAGCAUAAAUAGUAAUUUAAGUUGGGAUGAUAAACAAUAUAAUGAAGAGGAAUCAAACAGGAAAAAAAAUAAAAAUAAUAAUACACAUGAUUAUACUAACCUAAGUGGUGAUGACAUUUCUACAAUAAAGCCAAAUAACGAUAACAACAAUUACCUCACAAGUAAACAUGAGGAUAAUAAUCCAACAAAUUUGAAAAAUAAAGUUUACGGAUUCAGCAAAUAUUUUGAAAACAGUAAAUCUGGUUUAUCAAAAUGGCGAAAAAACUUAAAUCUAGCCAAUAAAAAUGAAAAUAUAAAUUGUAAUGAAGAAAAUUGUGAUGACCAAAAUGAAAAUUAUUCUGAACGCGACAUAAUUUUUUUGAUACAUUAUUUUAUGCACAAAUUUGUUUUUAAUAAAGAUGGUAAAAAAAAAAUUAAAUUAACGACGAAAAAAAACUUGAUUGAAAAAUUAGAAAAACUAGAAAAAGAAACAUUGAAAAUUGACAAUAUUGUUAAAAGUACUAACAACCAUUUUAGUAACGUAGAAUGUUUUGAUAAAAAUGAUAUUACUGGUGUGUGCAAAAAUUUAGAAAACAACAGUUUUUAUUAUGAACAAGUCAUACAAAAUGAUGAAAAAAAAAAAAAUAUAAAUAAUAAUGAAAUAAAUUCUGACAAAGAGGAUAAAACAAGCCAUAAUAUUAAUGAAAAUAUAAUUUCGCUUACAGAAAAUUCUAAGCUAUCUGAAUAUUCUAAUAAAAUAAAAAAUGAUGAUACACCAUGUUUAGAAUAUCAUGAUGAUAUUAAAAUGGUAAUAGGAGAAAAUAAAGAUAAUGAUAAUAGUACGUGUGCAGAUAUAGGAACAAUUAAAGAUAAAAAUGAAUGGAUUUUGGAAAAAACUGAUCAAUCAGAAAAUAACAAUAUAAAUAAUAACGAAAUUUCAAAUAAAGAUAAUACUAAUCUCGAGAGUAGUAAUAAUUCAAUAAAAUGGGAAUUUGAAGGAGACGAUAAAGAUUGUGAUAAAACACAUAAUGAAUUUGAAAUAGAAAGCAUUAAUGAAGAAAUGGCUAUGGAAAUUGAAAAAAAAAAAAUAUAUGAAAUAAUUGAAAAUUAUUUUUAUAAAAAAAAUAUAUAUUUUAAUGCAAAUGAGAUAUUUUAUCCUUUUAGUGCUAAAAAUUUUAACACACGUAAUAAAAGAAAAAAUAAAAAUAAAAAAAUAAAUAAACCACUUCUUCCAAAUGUUAAUAAAUGUGCAAGUGUAAUUGAAUCAUAUGAUAAUAAAUUAUCUGAACAAAAAUAUGUGAAAAAUAAAUCAUUACUUUCAAAAUUGAAAAAAGGUUUAAGUUUAUUAUUAAAAAAUGAAAAAACAAAGAAAAAAGGGAAAAAUAAAAAUUCCGAAAAUAGUACAAAUUAUGUGAAUAAUAAUUAUGAUGAAAAUGAAAAUUAUCAAAUUAAUAAUGAUUUGAAAAAAAAACAAAAAAAUGGAAAAAAUGAAUAUAAGAAGGAGAAUAUGAUUCCAAUUGAAAAUCUAAAAAAUAAUCAAGAAAAUUUAAAAGGAAAUGUAUUAAAAAAAUGUUUAUUAGAUGUAAUAGAUUAUAGUGAAAUGUGUAUGUUUUCUAAUAAUGAUAAUAAAAAUAAUUUGCUAAAUUUUUCAAAUAAAACCAAAUUUAAUAUAGGAGGAAAUGAACAUAUAGCACAUCAAAAUUUACAAGAAAGUAAUAUAAGCCAAAAAUAUUUAGAUCUUCAAAAUGAUAUACAUAAUAAUGAUAAUCGACGAAAUAUUUAUAAUAAUUUUAAAAAUAUAAAAAAUAGAAUGGUAAAUACAAUUGAUCAAAGAUAUGGAUAUGAAUUAAAUAAUUCACGAUAUUAUAAUAAUAUACAUGUAAAUGCACCAGUAAAUAUUCAAAACCCAAACAUAGGGGAUAAUAGAAAUAAAGAAGUUAUAGGAAAUUAUAAUGUAAAUACAAAUUCUAUGUUUUAUAAUAAUUCAGGAGAAUAUUUAAAAGGUCAUAAAACACAUAAUGAUAUUAAUCACAAUAAUAACAAUUCAGACAAUAAUAAUAAUUCAUUGCAAAAUAGAGCUAGCUAUUUUUAUAAUGGAAGAAAUAAUACAAAUAUAGAUAAUAAUGUAUUUAACCAUUCUAUAAUAAAUACAAAAGAUACAGAAUUUCAUGAAAAAAAUAAAAAUCUUCAUAUUCAAAAUAUACCAUAUAACAAUAUAUGGCCUACUAAUAUGUAUCCUGUUUCAAAUGCAAAUUCUUUUAUAUCUUUAGAUCAUGUGAAUAAUAAAAAUGAAAGAAAUUGUAAAACAUCUGGAAUUAAUUUGGAUACCCAUGAUAAUAUGAUACAAAAUGGUAAUAAACGAAAUAUGAGAAUACACAAUGGAAUAGAAAAUGAAAAUCGAAUAAAAUGCGAAAACAUAAAUGAAUCUUAUUAUAAAAAACAUGAAAAUAUUAAUUAUCUUAAUAAUAAUAAUAUUUCUCCUUAUAUGUAUAAUAAUUAUCAUAUGUCUACAUUAAGGGAAGGAGAUGGAAUAAAUGCCAAAUUGAAUCAAAGAGGGUGCAGAAGAGGUCGAGGUCGAGGAAGAAUUGCAUCAAGAAUAAAUAAUAAUGAUUAUCUUUUAGGAAAUAAUAAUGCACUACCAAAAGCAAAACGGGGCAGAAAACCAUUAGCAAAACAUCUUAGUCAAAAGUGCUCUAGAGGUCGAAGAAGAAACGAUGAAAUUGUUAAUAAUUUUUCUUUUAAUGUUAUAAAUGAUGAAAAUGAAGAAAAAAAUAAUGAGAGAAAAAAUAAUGAGGAAGAAGAUGGGUGCAAUGAUAAGGAAUUAAAAUAUAAAAACAAAGAUAAUGAUAAUGAUGAUGAUGAUGAUGAGGAAAAUAACGGGGACAAUGAAAAUCAUGAAUCCCAAAUAAAUGGAUACACAUCUAGAACCCAUAUUAACGUGAAUCCUAAUAAUUCAGAAAAUAACACAAACACAAAUGGCAGUAAUAACAAUAAUAAUAAUGAUACACAUGCAAAAGAUCAUAAAGAAAUAGGUGAAGAAUAUAAUGGAGAUAAAACACCAAGCUAUUUAGGAAAAGAUGAGGAAAAUGAAAAUAAUAAUAAAAUUAAAAAAAGCCCCAACAAAUUAAGCAAUAGCGAAAUUGGGAAAUCCAAUAAUUAUAUACUAAUUGGAAAAACAGAUAAAGAUAGUAAUAGCAGUACAGAAAAUAUUCACAAUUAUAAUAUUAGCGAUAAUAAAAUUGAUUCGAAAGAUGUUAAUAUAGAUGUAGAGAAUAUAAACCCUCUUUCUAUCUCAAAUAAUAAUGAAAAUAAUAGUUUGAUAAAAUACAAAUCCCCAAAUGAUGAUGAAAAAAAUUUAAAUAUGACAUCGUUAAAUAGUGAAGUAAUAUAUCCUAAUCACAGUAAUAAUAAUUUGAAUAAAAUUGAAAAAAAAAAAAACGACGAUGAUGGUGAUGAUAAUAAUAACAAUUCAAAACCAUUUUCCCAUGAAUCUAUAAAAGAUAGCAAAAUAAAUUAUUCACAUAAAAAUUUAUAUAUUUCUAAAAAUAAUGUCCAUAAUGGAAAUAUACGUGGAUAUAUAAAUAACGAAUUGGGUGAUAACUUUGAAGGUUCAAUAACUAAUCUUUAUAUUGAUUCAAAUAAAAGUAACGAUUUGAUAAACUUUCGAGAUAAUAAAAAUAUGUCUCUUCAAGAAUCCGGAUUAGAAUCAGAAUCAGAAUCAGAUGAACCCAAAUUUACAAAAAUUGGAUUGACAUCUGAAAAAGAUGUUAAACAAACAAAAAUAAAAAAAACAAGAUCAAAUUUUAAUACCGUUUUGGGAGUAUCUAAUGUGUCUAAUAUUAUGAACGAUGAAGAUACACCAAAUACUACAGUUGGUUUUGGAAAUUUUUAUAAUCCAAAUAAAGAUAAACUUCUAAAUAAUUCAAGUUGUUUAAAAAGAGGCACUUUAAUAUGUAAUAAAAUGAAAUUGUUAAAUGAUGGAAAAGAUAAUGAAAUGUUAGAUUUUCAAAUUAAUAAAGAAAGAUAUAAAAAUGAAUAUAGUGGGGAAGAAAAUAAUAAAAAUAAAUGUGGAACUAAAAUAAAAAAUAAUAGAAAAGAUAUAUUUGAAAAUUUGGAAGGGGAUAUAAAAAUAAUAAAUAAAAAUCAAGGAAUAAAAAGAAGAGCAAAUAAAAAUAUAUCAAUAGAAGAUGAUGAAGAUUAUAAUUUAGAUCCAAAUUUUGGAAAAAAUAAAAAAUUAAAAAAUGAAGAUAAUGAAAAAUAUUACAUAAAUAAUGAAAUGGAUUUUAAAAAACAUUCAGAUGAAUAUGAAAAUAUUGUAAAUAACAAAAAAAAAGUUGAGAAAAUUGGAAAUAAUGAUUAUGAUGAAAAAAAUACAAAUAGUCAAAAAAUGAAAGGAAUACAAAUUGAAUAUACACCAAAAAAAAUAAAUAAAAAGGAAUGUACUAAGACUUCAUCAUAUCAUGUACAUAAUUAUAAUGCCGAAUCCACUGAAUAUGAUAAUAACAAUAAUAAUGAUGAUGAAAUGAACAAAUUAGAUAUUAUUUCCGAUUUUGAUAACUUGAAUUCUAUUCAUAAAUCUGAUAAACAAUUAAGAAGACGUACCACUUGGAAUAAAUCAGAUAAUAAUGCACUACAAUUAAAUAUAGAUGCAAAUAAAAAUAAAAGCAAUCAAUAUAUUAGUAAUACGUUAUGCAACAAUAAUAAUAAUACGUUAUGCAAUAAUAAUACGUUAUGCAAUAAUAAUACUUUGUGUAAUAAUAAUACAUUAUGCAAUAAUAAUAAUAAGUGCUUAUAUGGAAGCCCAACAAAAAAUGAAACAAACAAAAGCACAAUUGUUGUUAAUAAAGAAAUAAAUUUAGAUCGAGACAAAUUUAAUUAUGUUUUGAACAUAAAAAAUAUAAAUAAAGAAUUAGGAAGUAAUAAAACAAAUUCUAACAUUGAAAUAGAUCAAAAAAAUGGAGAUUGUAAUAUAGAAAAUUUUGAUAAUUUUGAUAAUUUUGAUAAUUUUGAUAAAAAUGAACAAAUAAAUAAAAACGAAACAUGUGGAAGAAGUUUACUUCAGAAUAAUGAUGAUAUAAAAAAAAAAAAAAAAAAAAAAAAUGAGUACGAAUUAAAUAGUUCUAAUAGUUAUAACUGUAUUGAUAUCAAAAAUCAAGAUAAUGACCAAAUCGAAGAAAUCGAAUUUUACAAUAAUGAUAAUAUGUAUACUAUAGAAAAAAAAAAAAUAUCUCAAUCUGACCCUGAUAUAAACAAUAAAAUAUUUGAAGAUAAUUUAAUUGACAAAGAAAACGAUAAAAAUGAUAAUGAUGUUUGUAAUGAUGAUGAAAGUAUAAAUGAUCUCAAUGAGAUUGAGAUUGAAUCCGUAAAUAGUAAGAAAAAGGGAAGAAAACCAAAGACUGCGAUUUUAAAAAACGAUAAAAUAAAUAUUAAUGAAAAUAAACUUCCAAAUAAAAAUUUUGAUGAUACUUUUAUUUUAAACAAACAAGUUGAAACAAACAAGUCUACUGAUUCGAAGAGGCGAACUAAAGCUUCCAAAAGACACCAAGAUUUAAAUUUCAGGGUCGAGAAGAUCGAGACUGGUGCAUACAACGAGAAUGGAGAGAAGGUUUCUGGCGUCUGGUACGACACAAAUCGGAGACUAUGGCGUGUAAUGUACAUCGAAAAUGAUAAGCGAAAAACUCGAGGCUUCUCUCCGCGAAUCUAUGGAUUCAAUGCUGCAAGGGACAUGGCGGUUCAACUCAAAUAUGAAAUGAACAAGAAAAAUAAAAAAUGA
Messenger RNA from Plasmodium yoelii, 6039 nucleotides. Its product is annotated as AP2 domain transcription factor, putative. Gene Ontology annotation, molecular function: DNA-binding transcription factor activity. Lineage: Eukaryota; Apicomplexa; Aconoidasida; Haemosporida; Plasmodiidae. Bases 1 to 6039 code for a protein of 2012 amino acids. The record is from RefSeq and is a predicted model, not a curated record. The transcript is spliced from 2 exons. Gene Ontology annotation, biological process: regulation of DNA-templated transcription.